AUGCUGCCAGACGACCACGCCUCGAUCAACGCCACGGUGCUGCCGCUCCCCGACGGGGGGUGCCAUGGUCUGGUCAUGGACAUGUGCAACAGGCAGUGGUCAGACUGUCACGUGGACAUCAAUUGGACCUGGAUGUGCGCGUUCCCGACCCUGUGCAACAAACUCGACUGCACCGAGAGGGUGAGCUACCCGAACGUCCCCCAGAAAUACGAGUGCCGGUGCCUGAGCCCCUCCCUCGUCUCUGUCGUCGUCUCCCUCCCUUUCUUCGAGAUGUUUCUCCUGCGCUUCCGCUGGAGUCUGGCAUACCACUCCCCCACCCAGCACACCCUGCUGAGUCAGGUCAUUGAACUGGACACAUUGGAAGAGGUGACCUCUGGCAUUGUGCAGCAUCCGGCCAUCACACUGGACCCUGUUAUACAGGCGCAUAUAGACCAGUUCAACAAUGUCGUCAUCAAUGGUCACGUCCGCGGGGAUAAAGGACGGAGGGACUGUCUCUCGUUGUACGCUGAUACGUGUAACCCAGAGUUGCAGGACUGUGGGGUGGACUCGUCAUGGCGUUGGCUGUGCAAGUACCCGACCACAUGUGACGCCAUAGAGUGCAAGGACAGCCUGCAGUACCAGACAGUGCCGCUCCAGUUCCAGUGCGACUGUCUGGCACCCAACAAGGUCACAUUUCGUCUGAGGGACGGCGCCUACCCCAACCAACUCUUUAGGUUUCGCUGGGAUCGGACGCCUGAUGCGACAGAACAGAGGGCAUUCACAAGCAAAGUCAUCAGUUUUAAGACAAUCAGAGCCAACAUUAGCAACAAGCCAGUCGUGCUGACCGUAGACGGUUACCAUGGCAACUGCAGACACUGCAUCGUCCUCGGCAAGGACAAGCUGGUCGUCUUCGGCAGCUCCAACGUGAUCAACCCGUCCUUCAACCACCCGACAACCCAAUGUAGCGGGUUGUUUGCUGACGUGUGCGACAGGUCGGAGGGGGAAUGUUUGAAACCUGAGGCUUGGAGAUGGGUGUGUCAGUACAACACAAUGUGUAACCAGCUUGACUGUAAGAGCCACUCCUUUUACCCUGAGGGUGAGACCAGCGUCGAGUGCAGCUGCCAACAGAGCAACAGCAGAAACGUGCUGUUCGUCGCCUUCAACACAAGUCGCAUCGAGAACUUGUCCCUCUACCAGUUCAGAUUUCGCUGGGCGGCUAACCAGGACACAGACAGCGACACGACGACCGUCAGCAAGGAGUUUCAGUUCAAGUCUAUCUUUCUCCUGGAUCACGUGUACAUACCAGUGACAUACCCAGCGAACCAGCUCCACUCUGACGACAACCUGCUGAUCAACGGCUACCUGGGUCGGUGCUACCAGUGUCUGGUGCUAGAGACGGACCGGGUGGUGCUGUACGGACAGGUGCUCUACGAGAGUUCCACGUUCAUGACGUCACGGAAACCCUGCUACACGGUGUUUGUUGACUUCUGCUCCUGGGUGGACGUGGUCCAGUGCUCUAAAGCCAAGUGGAGAAAUAUGGGUUUCUUCCGAGCGAACUGCAACGAGCUGGACUGUACCGGUGUGGGUGAGAUAGGGGUGGGUGACACCUCAUUUUACUGCGAGAGUUCGGACCUCAAGCAGGAAAUCUUCAUCUCUAUUAGAGGCGCUCUCGUGCAUGAAAACCUGCACGUGCGGCUCCGCUGGGCGACAGCAGCUGAGAUGAACAGCGAGAUCUUGUCGGUGAGCAAUGUCUUCAGCUUCAGGACAGCUUUUGAGUCAGGUCACAUCAUCAAAUUUCUGAAGGACAAGACAGGUUUAAAAAAAGAACCACCUAGCUCCAUGAUAUUUGACCUGACCCUACGUGCCUGCAACGACUGCAAGCAGGCACACAACAGCUCCAUCUACCUGUACGGGCAGGCCAGGGUCAACACCUACAACUGGUUCUAUUCUAUGGACCACUGCCGCACGAUCUCUGCCCAGGUGUGUCAGACAGGCUGUACGGCUGAGGAGAACUGGACAACGGUAUGUAGUUUCCCUUCCAAGUGCAACCGGUUGAAACUACGCAAGAACGUGCCGUGGAUGCACGCCUCCCACGUCUGCGCGUCUGUCGAGGACAUGCCCGACACCCGCCUGGUCCUGGGGAUCUCCACCACUAGCGGCGUCUCCCGGUCCAACAAGUAUAGGCUCGUGUGGGCCGCCGCCACUGAGAAGAACGCCACGUCGGUCACCAGCAAAGCCAUCGCUAUAGAGGCGAUGUUUGGUGAGUACAUAGUCCAUAUUUAG
Molecule: messenger RNA, 2262 nt
Organism: Physella acuta
Lineage: Eukaryota; Metazoa; Mollusca; Gastropoda; Physidae
Source: RefSeq, a predicted model, not a curated record